AAAGCGCUGCAACUUUUGCAGUUAAUUGUACAGUAGAGAAGUUAAUACAUACUCCAAACGGUGAAAACUAAGUAAAGGACUAUUUAUAACCAUGAGAGUUUAUAACUUGCUGCUGCUCACAUUCGUAAUUGCGCUGUCCUCACUGGCUGCAACCAGUCAGGCCCAUCAGCCCGAUUGCUCGGACCACAUCAAUGGUCUUUCUUUUGCGGAUCCCAUCAGCUGCUCCAGCUACUAUGUUUGCCUACGCGGACGUGCGCUGAGAAGAGAGUGCGGACAUGGCCUGUUCUUUGAUCCCAGGACACAGAUCUGUAAUUUGCCCAGCUUAGUUGAGUGCCACAAUGGCGAUCGUAGUGGCGCCAUUGUAUCCAUCCAUAAUCAUGAGGGACCCCACGGAAAGGCUCCAUGCGUAACCACUCCAAAGCCGCCGUGUAAUAAGCCACUGGCAACAACUCCUCCUCCAAAGCCAGUUCCAGAAACAACUCCUUGCCAGACAACAACUGAAUCCACACCAUGCACAACAACUACAACAACAACUACGACAACUACAACAACAACGACAACUACAACGACAACUACAACGACAACCACAACACCUAAAACAACGACCACAAAAACUACAACAACAAAGACCACAACAACAAAGACCACAACAACAAAGACCACAACAACAAAGACCACGACAACAAAGACCACGACAACAAAAACAACAACAACAAAAGCUUUAAAAACGACACCCUGCUCGACAACAACAACACCCUGCACUACAGAGCCUACCAAAACCACCAAAACCACUACAACAAAGACCACGACAACAAAAACAACAACGACAAAAACAACAACGACAAAAACAACAACGACAAAAACAACAACGACAAAAACAACAACAACAAAAACAACAACGACAAAAACAACGACAACAAAGACGACCACAACGAAAACAACUACAUCAAAAACGAAUCCUUGCACUACAACAAAGGCACCCUGUACCACAACCAAAGAACCUUGCACUACAACAAAGGCACCCUGUACCACAACCAAGGAACCUUGCACCACAACAAAGGCACCCUGUACCACAACUAAGCCACCCUGUACCACAACCAUCUGUGCAACAACCUUAGCACCCGUGGCCAUCAAGAUGAAGUCAGCAGUGGCAUUGGCCUCCCUACGCGAUUGCCAGGGUAUCGAGGAUGGCACAUACUUCACAAACGACAGACACUGUCGCCGUUUCUACGUUUGUCGCAACAACCGCGCCAGACACCAGAUUUGCCCCAACGGUCAAUGGUUCGACCGCGAGCUGAAGAUCUGUCGUAGCAACCGUUUGGUGACCAACUGCUUGGCUGGUCGCAACUAAGUGCUUAGGUCAGCGAAGAAUUCGAAUUCCAUGAAGAGACCAAACCCCGCUAUUUACCCGGACUAAUGCGAUUUGAUGUAACAGAAAAAAUUCCUUUCUACUCUAUAUACGCCACUUUCUAGAACUAUUAAAUAAUUUAUCUAUACCAAAACAGCAUUUGACUGUAAUAAAGCAGCAUUUAAAAAAUCG
This is a messenger RNA of Drosophila innubila, 1540 nucleotides long. RefSeq names its product salivary glue protein Sgs-3-like. The record is from RefSeq and is a predicted model, not a curated record. Gene Ontology annotation, molecular function: chitin binding. Bases 92 to 1351 code for a protein of 419 amino acids. The transcript is spliced from 3 exons. Lineage: Eukaryota; Metazoa; Arthropoda; Insecta; Diptera; Drosophilidae. Gene Ontology annotation, cellular component: extracellular region.